Syngnathus acus (greater pipefish) is the source of this 5168-nucleotide messenger RNA. RefSeq names its product discs, large (Drosophila) homolog-associated protein 2a (gene dlgap2a). The transcript is spliced from 7 exons. Gene Ontology annotation, molecular function: molecular adaptor activity. NCBI's taxonomy places the organism in Eukaryota, Metazoa, Chordata, Actinopteri, Syngnathiformes, Syngnathidae. The record is from RefSeq and is a predicted model, not a curated record. Gene Ontology annotation, biological process: signaling. Bases 378 to 4439 code for a protein of 1353 amino acids. Gene Ontology annotation, cellular component: postsynaptic specialization; glutamatergic synapse.
CCGCCACUCUGCUGUGCUGCAGUGGAUGCUCCAAACAGUGCGCUCGCAACUCAUCACGGCGGCGGCGGUCGCAGCAUCUCACUGACAUUUAACCGCCGUUCUAACACUCUUGGCUUUACCGUCACUACUUCUGAUCAGUGUGUCUGAAUAAAUGUAAGGGCAAGUCAUAGGGAAGACUGCAUACAGGUGGAGAGCUCAGGAAGUCUAUACUUCAGUGUACCUUGCGCAUGACUGUGUGAUUUUCUGCUGUCUUCGGUGGCAAAUCAGCUUGUGCUCUUAGAUGCCUCCUGCUUGUAGACACUUGGCCAGACCAUCAGUAUUCAUGGUCAACCUCGCCGUACUUCGAUGAGGAAAGCUACUCCCCUCCACGCAAAAACAUGAAGGGUCUCUCCGGUGGCCGUCCCGCCCACCACCAGCUCACCUCUCCCACCUCAGCCCACACAUGUGGCUUUGGCGAUGUUGACCAUUCCCUGGAGCAUCAUUUACGGCCCCCGUCCUACCUCCUCAGCCCCACCGAGAGCUGUCCCCUUGAAGGUCGCCAUCGCUUCUCCCCGAGGAGUUCCAUCCACUCGGAGUGCAUGGUGAUGCCGGUGUCUAUGGCGCCCACCGAUCACUCUGUCGCAUGUAGCACUUUUCCACGUAUGCAUUACGGAAGCGCGUCGCGGGAAAGCGGAGGUAAAACCUCCGGCGGCAGGGAUGACGGUUGCUCUUCCUCGUACGGCGGCAGCGGCAAAAUGAACCGAAUCCCAGCCAAUCUACUGGACCAAUUUGAGAAGCAGAUGCCGCUUCACCGAGAUGGUUUCCACACAUUGCAGUACCAACGCACAUCCACCACAACAACGACCACAGAACAGCGCAAUGAAAGUCCCGGGAGGAUCCGUCACCUCGUUCACUCGGUGCAGAAGCUCUUCACAAAGUCACACUCCCUGGAAGGUUCCUCCAAGAUGAACGGUACAAAAAACGAUUCGCAUCGGGAUGGCUCGCACCAUCAUCACCACCACCAAGGCCACCACAAACACAGCAAGCGCAGCAAGAGCAAAGAUCGCAAAGGUGACGGGAGCGGGAGGCAGCGUUCCGGAGGUUGGUGGAGUUCCGACGACAACUUGGACAGUGACAGCACAUACCGACCGCUGAGUGUUAUGUCGCGACACCCUGUGGACCAAAUCAGUCAAUGCUACCCUGAUUCCAUGCACAGCCACUUAACCGGAGACCUGUCGCUAAAGACUUCCAAAAGUAACAACGACGUCAAGUGCUCGACGUGUGAGAGCAUGACACCGGAAGGCAAGUUCAUGAAGAGGAGCUCCUGGUCCACGUUAACAGUCAGCCAAGCCAAGGAGGCCUACAGGAAGUCUUCGCUUAAUUUGGAGAAACCCAUGACGCCAACAGACCUCAAGUCCAACCUCAGGCCGUGUCACUAUCUUCAGGUUCCACAGGAUGAGUGGGGAGGAUAUCCCGGAGGCGAAAAGGACGACGAGAUUCCUUGUCGUCGCAUGCGCAGCAGCAGCUACGUCAAAGCCAUGGGGGAUGAAGAGAGCGGCGAGUCGGAUUCAAGCCCCAAGACAUCACCCCAGAAAUCAGUGCGACCAGAUGCCCUCAUAAAGGCCAUCAUCAGACCCAGAGAGCUGUUGGACUCUCAGAGCUCUUAUCGCCUGGAUAAAAUCAACAGUGACAUGCGUAACUACAUCACCAAUUUUGCUGCAGACUUAAGUCAGAGCUACCACUUGCAAACAGCCAUGCACCCAAGCAUUGCCCUGGACCCCGCUGCACACUACAACUCCCCCAAGUUUCGCUCCAGGAACCAGAGCUACAUGCGGGCAGUCAGCACUCUCAGCCAGGCCAGCUGCGUGAGCCAGGUCAGCGAAACUGAAAUAAAUGGCCAAUUUGAAUCAGUCUGUGAGUCUGUGUUCAGCGAGGUGGAAUCACAGGCCAUGGAUGCAUUGGAUUUACCCGGAUGUUUUCGAACACGGAGCCACAGCUACCUGCGAGCCAUUCAAGCCGGCUACUCUCAAGAUGAUGAGUGCAUCCCUCCCAUGGCCUCCACUGUCACAUCCACCAUCAGAUCUACCACAGACAGAAAUUAUGUGCAGGAAGACUCUUGUUUACCCAAGCAAGCCAGAGCACAUGAGGAUGUGACAGCAGAUAAAGCCCCUUUGGCACAUGAUGAUCUAGGCUGCCCCAUCAGAAGAGACAGGUCUUACCAACAAGAUAACAUGGUGGCUACAGCCAAACCUCUGUCUGGACCACCCGUCUCUCCGAUCCUCUUCAGAUCUCCAAGACCUACUGGAGCAGAAAGGCCUUCACCAAAAGCCAUUCAGGCCAGUAUUAAAGAAUCGGCAACAUUGGCUGCAGCUAUCAGCAUGCAAUGGAAGGAAGAGGUCUCUGCCAUGCGUGUAGAGUUAGCUGAACUCAGAAGGGACCUCUGUAAAGAGCUUCGUGCUUUCAACAGUAAUUUCAAUACAUUCACGAAGCAUUACAACACAUGGUCUCCCCAAAGUUGUAAAAUGCCCGCAGGGGUGGAUUUGAGUGAAGUGGGUGCGGCAGAGGCAAUGACAGGUGCCCAUGCAGGACUGGGUGCUGAAGGAUUUGGAAACCCUGGAGCAAAUCAAAGCACCGGAGGAGCUAAGGAGAAAACAAAACAUGUAUCUAAAGUUUCUGUGGGGACUCAGGCCAGAAGCAAAGCUUUGGUGCGGCAAAGCACUGCAGAUGCCGCCGUUAAUUGCCCAGAAGAGAAGGAGAAGAAGAAAGGGGCACGAAAAAAACUACCAAAGCAGCUCUCCAUGGAUCCAAGUAUUCUUGCACGUCCGCAGUCAAUGUAUGUAGAAAGUGCCAUACCACUUUCAUUGGAUCCAAUUAUCCCAUUCUCUGCUAAAGCAGACAAAACUAGGCCUUUGGAAUUGCCUUAUGUAGGCCUAUCAGCAGAACUGGAACAACUACCUGACCAGGAUGCCGGGGCCUCGUGUGAUCCUGUGACGAAAGAGGCACUCACCUCUGAUGGUAUGGUGCAGCUCGGAGAAAUGUCCUGUGAGAGGCUACAAGAUUUGGUUACAGUUGACCAAGACAUGGGAAUUACUCCACAGCAAAGCAGUGACAACCCUUCAAAUGAUUAUGACUUGGAUACUAAACCAUCUCAUCAAGUUGAAUCGAAAUCCACAGAAUUGGACUUCAUUGAGAGGGAAAAUAUCCGCCUGCCAUAUCCAGUCCCUGUAGUUACCGUGUCUCCGCCCGAGGAUCAUGAGAACGACAUCACAUCAGAUUCUGAGUUCCCGUAUCAUUCUGCUGGAGAGGAACCAGAACCAACUCCAGUGUCGCUAACAAAUACGGAAUUAGAAGAGUCAAAAGGAACAGACCUAAAGGAAUCGGAAUCAAAAGAUAUAGACUUGCGUAUGGCAUCAGCGUCCGACAUAAUUGACGAAAGCCAGAUUUUAAUUCAUGAUGUACCCACAACUGAUCAAGAUACUUCUGCAUCGUGUAACGUGGAGCAAUGUCCUUCCAUUGUGGUAACCGAGUACUUCGACAUAGAUUCUCCAGAGAGUCCAACCGACAGUGAUCCAAAUCCUGACCCCAUCGUGUCCCUUCCGGAAAGUCCUUUCUCAGAGCAAAUGCACCUGGAUUCAGAUUUUCCACCUAGUUCUGCACAAACUCAACCCAACACUGAACCAGACAUGGAAGACUCAGAGUGGCCACCCCUUCCCGAGCCUCUUGAUCGCACUCCAAUAUAUCAUGCCGAUCUGGUUCACUUUGACCUGGUCAUGUUGACUUCUCUAGACCAAGAUGAUCUUGAUUCAGUGUUCAUGGACCCUGAACCAGAGCCAUUUGAUCUAAGUAUUGAUACUCCAUCUACUUUGGACCUGGACAAUCCUUUUGACCAAUCAGAUUGCUGUGAAACUGCAGACUCUGCCACAAUAUGCCCCUUGGAUUCAUCAUUGUCAACAGAUGAUGUCUGUUUUAUACCAACUCCCGAGUGUUGCUCAAAUUCUAGUCGGCUUGGUAGCGUGUCAGUCUCACAGGAACCCCAACUACCACAAAUCACUGUCACAAUAUCACCCCCAAGUUCACUAUCCCCUGAUACCUCAUUGGAAAUGGAUUUUGAACCCACAAGUCCAUCACCAGAGCCUUCAUUAUGUGAUAUUGAUCCAUCUUCACAUGAUCCGGAGGACAUUGAAGUAAUAUCGUUAAUCCAGGAAAGCAUGAAGCCGUAUGAGAAAAUAGAAGAGUCUCUUGAGUCCACGACGUCUUCGCAAGAGCAUGGGGAACUUGUGAAGGAAAACCCCACGGAUAGUCUGGAUCGGUCUUCGUACGAGGAAGCUUUUCUUUGGUACCGGUGGCAGAAAAGGACCCAACAGAAAAAAUCAGUACAGAGGAGUGCAAGUGUAGAACUUUGGAGUGGGAGAUAUGAAUACAACAGUGCAGAAAUCACAUAUGUAUCCCUCACUCUGUGAGCUCGUACUUCAGUCUCAGCAGACAGAAUGUAGCCCAAAGUAUAUCCGUAAUUCACAGUUAAUAGCCGCCACAGUGAUGUGGAGCAAUGGGCCGAUCCAAAUGUAAUAAGAUCAUUGGCAUUCAAAGCAAGGACUUCCUCAUAAAAUUCCACAAAGAAGAACUGUAUUUAUAGCAGCGAGAGCUAUCAUUCUAAGAACUGUCUUCAGCUGUGACAUAUUUACUUAACAAUAAUAAUCCAAGAAUAUUCACUGAAAAUGUUACAACAAAAACUGACUUCCAAUCAAGGACUCAAGUAAUGCCAACUAUUUUGAGGAAUUCUUUUGGACUAUGAAAAUGCUGCAGAUGAACAGUUUUGCAGUAACAACUUCCUUUCUUUGCUUGUACGAACGAAUGUGUGUAUAUCGUCACUCUAAGGUGGAGUGAUAUUUUUGGGAUGGUUAUUAUAUAACUAUGAAUUGCAAGGGUGUUUACUAUGUGAGCUAAUGGAUGAAGAGUCGUAUGAAAUAUGAACUGAUGGUAAUCGAAAAUGCUGGAAUACUGUUAAUGAAAGUUCAGUGUUGCUCAAAUAUAUUCCCAAAGUAAAACUGCAAUGGCAUAUACUGUAAAUUUACUGUAGCUCUAUAUACACACACAAUAAAUAAUCAUAUUCACAUAUGACUGAAACACAGAAAAGUAAAAAAAAGAAGUAAACCUAUUACGAAAUACUCAAUAAAUUAGUAACAUUAAAA